AUUGUGGGGCAUGCCCUCCAAGAAGGCCCUUCCUGUUUCUUUGCUUCCCAGCUACCAUGAAGUGCGAAGCUUUGCUUUGCUAGGUGCUCCCACUGUGAUGCACUGCCUUGACCAGGGCCCAAAAGCUCUACACCUAACUUUGGAUUGAAACUUCUGAAAUUGUUAUCUUCUCUUGGAUGACGGAUGACCCAAUACUCGAAAGCUCAAUCACAUCGCAAGUCGUUAUGUUCUCCACGCCUGCAUGGACUCUUCCAUGAUCCACCUCCACCCCUGUCCAGAGUCAGCCGCUGGAUAUCUGCUUAUUUUGGUACCAUGGGAGCACCAAGAGGACCUCGCCGUCUUCGCAGCCGUCGCCACCGCUGCUCAGUCCGCUCCCAACGUGCUCGGGCUAACUUCAUGGCUUUUGCAGCCUUUGUGCUCAACUUGCCCACCAUGUUACCACAGGGCCAACCAAGCUACCACCCUGAAUGCGAGGCCGCAGUCAUCAACCAGAUCCACCUGCAGCUCCACUGCUCUUACAUCUACCUCUCCAUGGCCCUCUACUGCAACAGCGUCAGCGGGGCUUUGAAAAACUACUCGCACUUUUUCCUUCGCCGGUGUCAUCAGUGGCAGGAAGGUGCUGAGAAGCUCAUGCGGAUGCAACAGGACCGAGGUGGUAGUGUCGUCCUUUGCAACAUCGUAAAGCCUAAUAUCAGUAACUGGCAUGCCUGUAUCCAGGCUGUGGAGUACGCCUUCCGUGUGGAGAACACUCUCAAGCAGAGCCUCGUGUUGCUGCAUAGCCUUGCAACUGACAAGAAUGACUCCGACCUGAGCACUUUCCUGCUGUACCACUACAUAAAGCCCCAGGUUCCGGUUCUCAACCAGUUGGAAAACUGCUUGACCAGCCUUCGUGAGACGGAGACCGCGGGGGACAGCUCAGUGAGCUACCUCUUUAGCAAGCUUAGCCUGGAGGACACCAACAAAGAGAACUGAGCACAGACUGUCCCCAGGUCUUUGGGAUCCUCCCUUGGUCACCAGGCAGGGGGGUGCACUCUCCACUCACCACAUUAACUUCAGCUCUUUUCGUCAAACUGUUGUUUCCAAUAAAGUUGUUACUUGGUUCUUA
Cavia porcellus (domestic guinea pig) is the source of this 1105-nucleotide messenger RNA. It is a transcript of the gene Fthl17, whose product is annotated as ferritin heavy chain like 17. Bases 184 to 972 code for a protein of 262 amino acids. Gene Ontology annotation, biological process: intracellular iron ion homeostasis; iron ion transport. The transcript is spliced from 3 exons. Gene Ontology annotation, molecular function: ferrous iron binding; ferric iron binding. The record is from RefSeq and is a predicted model, not a curated record. Gene Ontology annotation, cellular component: cytoplasm. Lineage: Eukaryota; Metazoa; Chordata; Mammalia; Rodentia; Caviidae.